CCCUCUCCUGCUCCCCCCUCACCCCAAGCAACUUCCCUCCAUGUACUGACUACUGCCCGGCAGCGCCCCCCUUAGAGCAUAGGCAGCAGGAUGGGGGAGGUGGAGGUGGAGGUAAGUGGCCUCAGUGACUCAGUGGACAAUGAGUUUCUGAUUCUCUACUUUGAGAACAAGCGGCGCUCAGGAGGGGGCGCUAUCCGGGCCUGCCGGCGGCACAGGGGUGUGGCCCUGAUUGUGUUUGAGAGCUCGGCAGAUGCAGAAGAGGUUCUGACCCGAGGGGAGCACCGCUUUAAUGAUGUCACCGUGCAGGUACGUAGGGCGCCCCCGUGGGACCCCGGGAAACUGGCACUGACUGGCCUGAACCCCCAGACGGAGGACAGUCUGUUGGAGAUGUACCUGGAGACCCUCAGCACCAGAGAGGGGUUCAGCGUUUGGCGCUCCCUCCCCCGGAGCAAAGCACUUGUCGCCUUCCAGGAGCCACUGAGUGACACAGAGAUGGAAUCCCUGAUCAAACGCAUUGCGGCGCGGCCGUUACUCGGGGCAUCCGUGUCUGCUGAGCGCGUUCGGGCCACCACUGAGAUUCUGGUACAGAAGAUUGGGCCGAAGAUCUCAGCUGACCUGCUAGAGAUGUACUUUGAGAGCCACAGGCGCAGUGGGGGCGGAGCUGUGUGUGCAGUUCAACUGCUGACGGACAAGGCUGCCGCUAUUGUGUCAUUCAUUGACCAUCAAGUUGUUGGAAAUGUUGUUAGAAGAGAACAUGCCCUAGAAGGCUCCCGGCUGCUCAUUUCUCCUUACUACCCAGCUGUGUUGGGCAUGCCCUGGGCACCUGAUCCAGGUAAUGUCAAGCAACUACAUCACCAAAAGGCACAGAGAGAUGGUAUCGCAGAUUGUGUAGAGGAGCUGUGUGAGGACCAGGCCCAAUCAUCAGAGGAACAUGAGAGUAGGCUGAAGAGCAAAGAGCAGACCAUGAUGCAGAGCGAGGAGCAGACCAUGAUGCAGAGCGAGGAGCAGACCAUGAUGCAGAGCGAGGAGCAGACCAUGAUGCAGAGCGAGGAGCAGACCAUGAUGCAGAGCGAGGAGCAGACCAUAAUGCAGAGCGAGGAGCAAACCAUGAUGCAGAGCGAGGAGCAAACCAUGAUGCAGAGCGAGGAGCAAACCAUGAUGCAGAGUGAGGAGCAGACCAUGAUGCAGAGUGAGGAGCAAACCAUGAUGCAGAGCGAGGAGCAGACCAUAAUGCAGAGUGAGGAGCAGACCAUGAUGCAGAGUGAGGAGCAGACCAUGAUGCAGAGCGAGGAGCAGACCAUAAUGCAGAGCGAGGAGCAAACCAUGAUGCAGAGCGAGGAGCAGCUCCUAAAGCACAUUGCAAAGCUAGAUAUGCAAUUUGGUGCUGUGGUUGGAAGACACAAAGAUCACAACUUGGUAGAACAAAUGGACAAGCAACUCGGCAUUGCUGAGGAGUCGAUAAACCAGGUAUCAGGGAACAAGCUUCUGCAUCCAGUCUCGGCACAACCCUCAAGUGGCAAAGUAGAUCCCCAUGGCAUAAUGGACUGUCCCAGAGUGAGAGCUGUGCGGGAGGAAAUGGUCCCAAUGCAGAUCCCAGAGCUUCGCUUCCUACAAGAAUAUCACCAUGAUCUCCUGGCAGGGAUGGACCAGAUCACCAUCCAGCCAAUAGAGAGAGAGGACACCACUGGGUUUAAAGUUUCCGGAGAUGCCUGUUCCUGCCAGACGGCGGUGGAGCUGCUCCAGCACAUUGUCUCUUCCCUGGCACAUCGCUCAGUCACCCUGCAGUACCCCGGGGUGUCCCCAUUCCUUCUGGGAGAGGAAGGGCAGCGGCUCCUCCGAGAAACUGAAAGACUUCAUCACUGUAUCAUUGACACCUCCCUGCUGAGCUGGAAAUCCCUGGGCUUGAAGUAUGUGGAUCCUUGGAGGUUGGUUAAUGAUGCGGUUCUUGUGUCGUCAGUUGAAGGUUUUCCCGCUGAGGAGCCUCCAGAACCAGCAAAUGAGCUUCCUGAAGAUAUGGAGAACAUCAGACACUUUGCCUCCUUGAUAACUGAUGUGGAAAUUGUGAAGGACAGACCCAAAGAGUUGCGCAAGUCUGACAGUGCAGGCAUAGAGGAGGAUAUGGAGCAGGAUCUAUACACCGACCGGCCUUCAAUAGGACCAGAAGCAGAAUUCUCUGACGACGAUGAGCUGGAGCAGAUAUAUAAGAUAUCUCGGGAUGAGUAUCAGGACAAACACCUGGAUGAGGAGGCGGAGCUUCUAUUGGCGAUACAGAGAUCAAUGGACACUCAAAGUGUCAGCGACCAUGAAGACAAAGAGUUGCAAGAAGCUUUGGCCAUGUCUUUGACCCAACAGGGCAUGGAGGAGACAGAGGAUAAUUUGCAAAUGGCACUAGAGAUGUCCUUGAAGGAUCAGUGGGGACAUCAACAUGGUACGACAAGGAGCAGCCACGAGAGAGGAGAGCGUUUUGUCUCCAUGGAAGAAGCGGAGAAAGCCCUAUGUACUGCCAGACUGCGGGUACUGACGGGGGACGAGACAGAUCUAGUGGUGGCUUGUGCUGCCCUGAGGAAGGCCAUAGUGGGAGAACUAUGUUCCGAGUCCCUGGAGGAAGCACAAGAAGUGUAUGUCCAACAAGCAGACAUCAUCUUGGCCUUGGAAAGGAAGCAUGCCGUGAAGAUCACUGAUCCCGAGGGACAAUGGCAAAUACAGGGGUUCAGUCAGUUCAUCAACAGCUGUCGGCAAGAGUUAAUCCAGAUACUGAAGGCCUUAAAAGGGGAGAGCAGCCCCCGACAGCCAAUGGAUCUAGACAUGAAGAAAGGCGUCAAGCUUUUGACUUUAGCAGAAACAUCAGAGGAGUAUGGCCGCGUUUCCCGGCAAUUCUACAGCACACUUGGGGAACUGCGGCAGUCUGUUCGUGUCCUGGAGGUACAGAGAGUGCAGAACGUUCUCCUACACAAUCAAUAUGAGCUAAAAAGGCAGAGCAUGUUGGCCCACAGCUCCCGGGGGCCCAUUGAGCGCUCACUGUACCAUGGAACCACUGAGGCCAGCGCCAGGGAAAUCUGCCACGAUGGCUUCAACCGAAGCUUCUGCGGCAAGAACGCUGCUCUUUAUGGCCAAGGAGUGUAUUUUGCUGUGCAGUCUGUGCUCUCAACGCGGGAUAAUUAUUCACCGCCCUCCUCUGAGGGUAAGAAGUAUGUGCUUGUGGCACAGGUCCUUACGGGGGAGUUCACCCUGGGGAAGCCAGAGAUGCGGGCACCUCCGCCCCUAGCAGAGACCACUGGGGAUGUCCCCCGACGCUACGACAGCCUGGCAGACAGUCUCCAGAAUCCUGCAAUAUUUGUCAUAUUCAAUGACACUCAGGCUUAUCCCCAGUACCUUAUCACCUGCUGCAAAGGGAGUGGCCAGUGAGGCUGACAGUUUGGCCAGUGAGGUGCAUCCAAUGUAGGUACGGCAGAAGUGUGCAAGUAACGAUGAGCCGGGUCAGUAACUGUGUCCCUCUGGCUACUUCCACCUGUUGCCUGGAAUAUUUCUCAUCCCCAUAUUCGCCCCACUGGGCUCACCAGGGCUGAUGGGAAUGGGAUAGGGACCUUAGCUUGUAAGCUCCCUGGGGCAGGGACUGAUGGGAAUGGGAUAGGGA
Molecule: messenger RNA, 3634 nt
Organism: Xenopus tropicalis (tropical clawed frog)
Lineage: Eukaryota; Metazoa; Chordata; Amphibia; Anura; Pipidae
Gene: parp10
Product: poly(ADP-ribose) polymerase family member 10
Exons: 10
Coding region: 91-3405 (1104 amino acids)
Biological process (GO): negative regulation of DNA-templated transcription
Cellular component (GO): nucleus
Molecular function (GO): NAD+-protein mono-ADP-ribosyltransferase activity; RNA binding; transferase activity
Source: RefSeq, a predicted model, not a curated record